AUGGCUUCGAGUCUAGUACAUCUACCAGAGAUCGAGCGGAUCAGCUCGCGAGUAAUAAGAAUACUAGGCGGCAACCCAGGAAAGGCAAGAAUCAUGCAUGCAGUUACACAAAUCUUCUACAGAACAAAUACCUACCUAGUAGGCCAAGGAUCCAAACGCCUCCUGAUUGAUACAGGCGAAGGAAAGCCCUCCUGGCUAACCUCCCUCAAAACAACACUCGAGCAAGAAAAGGCUUCCGUCGACAAAGUGAUUCUAACACACUGGCAUCCCGACCACGUAGGAGGAGUUCCAGACUUACUCUCCCACAUGCCCAAUAUCCAACUCUACAAAAACCAACCCACAGGAAAUCAAAGCGAUAUCAGCCAUGGUCAAAUCUUCGAGACCCAGGGAGCUACCUUGCGAGCCUUCCAUUGUCCGGGCCAUACUACCGACCACAUGGCUCUGAUCCUAGAAGAAGAAGAUGCCAUGUUUACAGGAGACAACGUGCUCGGACAAGGAACAGCGGUAUUUGAAGAUCUGGCUGCAUACAUGAAUAGUCUGCAAAAGAUGCAAGAUGAGUUUUCUGGUCGGGCUUAUCCGGGACAUGGGCCUGUGAUUGAGGAUGGAAAGGCAAAGAUACGCGAGUACAUUUCUCAUCGACAAGAAAGAGAAAAUCAGAUUGUGGAUGUUUUGGGUCGAGAGACGGAGGAUAGAAACAAAGGAUGGCAAUCGAUGGAUCUAGUCAAGGUCAUCUACAAGGGUUACCCUGACAACCUGCACGCCCCGGCGGAAAGGGGUGUUUUGCAAGUUUUGGACAAGUUGAGAAAGGAAGGAAGAGUACAUGAGGACGAGGGAGUAUGGUUCUUGCAGUCAAAGCCUGCUCUGUAA
Molecule: messenger RNA, 867 nt
Organism: Aureobasidium melanogenum CBS 110374
Lineage: Eukaryota; Fungi; Ascomycota; Dothideomycetes; Dothideales; Saccotheciaceae
Product: Metallo-hydrolase/oxidoreductase
Exons: 3
Coding region: 1-867 (288 amino acids)
Biological process (GO): secondary metabolite biosynthetic process
Source: RefSeq, a predicted model, not a curated record